Molecule: messenger RNA, 2675 nt
Organism: Elgaria multicarinata webbii
Lineage: Eukaryota; Metazoa; Chordata; Lepidosauria; Squamata; Anguidae
Gene: SLC3A2
Product: solute carrier family 3 member 2
Exons: 11
Coding region: 1-1860 (619 amino acids)
Biological process (GO): L-leucine import across plasma membrane; L-alanine import across plasma membrane; carbohydrate metabolic process
Cellular component (GO): basolateral plasma membrane; apical plasma membrane
Molecular function (GO): aromatic amino acid transmembrane transporter activity; L-alanine transmembrane transporter activity; L-leucine transmembrane transporter activity
Source: RefSeq, a predicted model, not a curated record
AUGGGGCAAGGGAGGAGGGACCCCGAAAGAGACCCGGAGAGAGGGGGGAGCCAAGGCCCGCGCUGUAAGGGAGGCGGGACGGGGCGGAGCGCCAGGCUGCUGCUCUACUUGGGCUGCCGGCCGGCGAGCCUCGCCAGUCAGAUCGGAUCGAACCGGAUCGCGAGCGAACCGAAGCUAGCGCAGCGCCGGAUCGUACCAGGCGACAUCAUGAGUUCCCCAGGCAGCCCCCCUGCCACCGAGGUGGACAUGAAAGACGUGGAGCUGAACGAGAUGGACAUGGAGAAGCAGCCCAUGAACGCCUCUUCCCCCCUGGCCGGCUCCCCAGGCGAGAAGAACGGGGUGGUGAAGGUGAAGGUGGCUGAGGAAGAGGAGGAAGGGGGCGAGGCGACGGCCAAGUUCACCGGCCUCUCCAAGGAGGAGCUGCUGGAGGUGGCCGGCACCCCCGGGUGGGUGCGCACCCGCUGGGCCCUCCUGGUCCUCUUCUGGCUGGGCUGGCUGGGCAUGUUGGCGGGAGCCGUUGUCAUCAUCGUGCAAGCCCCCCGCUGCAAGGACCUGCCCAAGCAGGAGUGGUGGCAGAAAGGGGGCAUCUACCGCAUCCAGAAAGUGGACGCCUUCCAAGACUCGGCGGACGACGGCACAGGCGACCUGGCAGGUCUGAAGCACCGGAUGGAUUAUUUGAGUUCGCUCAAAGUGAAAGGUUUGGUGGUUGGCCCUCUCCACGUCAACCCCGCAGACGACCAGGCUGGAACCGACCUCCAAGCUAUCGACGCGAAAUUGGGCACGUUGGCCGAUUUCCGGGAUGUCCUGCAGGCGGCCAAGAAAAAGAGCCUCAAGGUGGUCUUGGACCUGACGCCCAACUAUCAAGGCCAGUCCCCUUGGUUUGAUCAGGCCAUCCAAAGCAACACUGAUCUCCAGGACAAAAUGAGGGAAGCAAUCGAGUUCUGGAUGACGGAGGGUGUAUCUGGGAUCCAGAUCGGAAGUGUCGAGCUUUUAAAUGAUAUCCAGAUCCUAAAUGACUGGAAGAACUUGACCGAACAGUAUAACGCUGAAGGCCAUGCCAGGGUGCUGAUUGCAACGACACAUAAGCAGGACGCCAAGGGCAUCCUCUCCCUCCUCAACGAGACUACGGGUGUGGAUCUGCUGACCAGCCAGUACUUGCAGGGGCUGGUGAAACCUGGCGAAGGAAACGCUGCCACCACCAUGAUCAAGAACUACAUUCUAGCAGCUGGGGACAAGUGGCCUGCCUGGAGCGUGGGGAGACCUGAUGUUGGGCGCUUGACCAAUUCAAUGGGCGAGCAGGUUCUUCGCCUAUACCAUAUGCUGCUCUACACGCUCCAGGGGACCCCCUUCACCGAUUACGGCGAUGAAAUUGGGCUGCGGGACUUGCCGGGCAAGCCUGCAGCGUCCAAUCUCACUCUCAUGCAGUGGGACAAUACGGCCGAUUUUGGCUUCUCGAAAGGGGCGCAGCAGCAGCAGCAGCAGGGCAACAAGACAGCCAGCAAUGUCACAGUAGAGUCACAAAGCGUUAACGAGACGUCGCUCUUGAAGUUCUUCCGGCAGCUGAGUGAGCUGCGAGGGAAGGAGCGCUCCCUCCUUCACGGUGAAUUUUCCUGGGCUCAGAGCGGUAGCCCGGACGUCUUGGCCUACCUGCGGGUCUGGGACCAGAACAAACGCUACCUGGUGGUGCUCAACUUGGCUCCCACGGAGAACACCCUCACCAUAACGCACCCUCACCUCCCCACGGAAGUUGCCGUGGAGCUCAGCACGCAUCCAGAGCGGGAGAAGCAGCAGCUGAGUGUCAAAGACCUGAAGUUGGCUCCCUUGGAAGGCCUGAUGCUCACUUUUGUGUAUGUGGCCUAACUUCUCUUCAAACCCCACCCCCACUUCUGUUCUGGUGGUGGGAGCAGAAGGGGGCUCUGUGCUACUGUCCUUGUACGGAGGCAGCAUUUGAGCAGCUUUGACACCAUUCUCUCUCUCUCCUGUAUCAUCUUGAACUUUCUCAUGUGUUUCCUUUCUUCCCCUGCCUUCCUUCUUCCUUCGCUCUUUUGUACAUUCCUUGAUUUGCCAGUAUUUGUGGGGGAAGAGCCUCUGUAGCAGGGGUGGGGAACCCGCGGGCCUGCAGAUGCGGUUGGAUUCCAGCUUCCCUUAUCCAUGGCUGCCAGCCAUGUUGGCUGGGGCUGAUGGGAGUCCAAGAGCACCCGUAGGGCCACAAGUUCCCCCUACCGCUGCAUCAAUAGCAUAAAUGUCCCACCUUCUCCCCCCUGCCCCCCCCAUAAAGUGCAUUGUGUGGGUGGGUUUGUCCAGGAGGACAAUUCUGACAAUGGAUUCCAUGGUCAUUUCUACUUGUGUAUGUGGUCAUUUCAUUACUCCUAGACAAAUGUUCUGCCCUGAAAGGUGGUGAUCAUAGCUAUCUGCUUUUUUAAAAAAACCCAAACAACAUGCCCCAUGCCCUUUUAAGCUUUUGUAUUGACCUAAAUCGAAUGGAUGUUACUGCAGGGGCAUAGCAUGUGUGUAUGUGUCCCGUUCUCCAAUAUCAUCUCCCCCAACCCACAGCCUGGUUUCUUCCAGAUAAGUUGAAUCCUAACUCAUCUGGAGGGAACCAGGUUGUGGGGGAAAGCUGUCCCAAUACUGUUGAAGACUGGCAUGGAACAAAUGUAAUAAACUUCUCUCUCUGC